GAGGCCAGAGGCCCCUGACAUAAUAACACACACACACACACACUAACACAGGAGGGGUCACAUCUCUGGUGUUAAAAAUAGCAUGUUGUGUCACACACACACAGUCACAGCUCGGUGUGAGUUUCAGUCUCAGUAAACAAGCUGCUGGACGUUAACAGCAGACAUGGGUUUUGGGCGGAAGGUGGACGUCCCGGUCAGUGACCUGUCUGUGAUCAGAGGGCUCUGGGAGGUCCGAGUGAAGAAAUACAGACAGAGACAGAAGAAGGAACAGCAGAGGGUUGAGAAGAGCGCCCUCCCCAGGAUCAACCAGCAGUGGGAGUAUCGCAUCUACUGUAAGAGCCUGAAGCCCGAAGAACAGCAGCUGCUGCGUCAGUACCUGGAGAGAUCUACACGGCCCGAUACACAGGAGUACACAGGAUCAGACCAGCAGCAGGAUCUUCAGGAUGCAGACGUUGACCUGAAGCUGCAGCUGGACGGAGACAGUUGGAAGGAGUUCCCCGGGGAUCUGCGGUGGAGGACCUACCUGAGGGAGUGGCACGUCUCAGGGACAAAGAUCUGCCGGUUGCCUGAGUACCUGUCUCUGUUCACUCAGCUCCUCGUGCUCCAGAUCCCAAAGAACUCCAUCGAGGAGCUGCCGCCUGCGAUCGGUGAGGACACGAAGCUUUCAGGCAAACUCACAGGGUUGAGGGAAUUGAACGUCAGCUACAACCGUCUGUCCAAAGUUCCUCCAGAGCUCGGACACUGUGAAAACCUGGAGAGACUCGAACUUGCGGGAAACUACAACCUGUCGGAGCUGCCGUUUGAGCUGAGCAGCCUGAAGCGCCUGGUGCACCUGGACAUUGCGGAGAACCGGUUUGUGUCGAUCCCCGUCUGCACUCUGAGGAUGAGCGGCCUGCAGCUGUUGGACCUGAGCAACAACGGUCUGAGUGACCUGCCGCAGGACAUGGACAGGCUGGAGCAGCUGGUCACUCUGUUCCUCCAUAAGAACAAACUGUGGUACCUCCCCCACUGUCUCUCCAACAUCAGCACGCUCAAGAUGAUCGUGGUCAGCGGCGAGCAGCUCACCUGCAUCCCGACCAGACUGUGCAGCAACCCCGACAUCAAGUUCAUUCGACUUUGCGACAACCUGGCGAAGAAGAAAGAGGAGAAGAAAGAAAAGAGCAAGAUGAGGAGGUGGAGAGAAGCAGGGAAGGAGGAGGUGAAGAAGGACAGCAGAGAGAAGGAGUUCAUCGAGGCGUACAUCAGCACACUGACAGACAGAGUUUGUCCCUCACCAGACACCGUCCCGUACUCCACCACCAAGGUGUCCAUCUCCUGCCUGCUGUGAGGAGGAGGAGGAGGAGGAGGAGGAGGAGGAAGGGUUCGCACCAUGUGACAGUUUGAUACUUUUAUAAAUUAAAAAUUAAAAUGACUCAUGUUUAAGUCACAGUAAAUAAAAGUUUCUGAAUUUAGUCAUAAAUUCAAACUACACAAGUCUAAAUGAAAUUGUUUCUGAAAUAUAUAAAAAAGUUCUGAGAUAUGAGAGAAAUCCGAUUUGUACAUUUUAAAAUCAGAACAUUGAGGGAUUUUGUAUAUUUCAUUUGGUUUUGAAUUUGUUUUGUCAGGAAUGAGAUUCUUUAAUCUUUUUAGGUUUGAUUUAAUGUUUUGGUUUUGUAAUGAACUCCUGCCGAGUGAGUGAAUCUUUUUUCUUUUGUUUUCAGAUUCACUUCACAAAAAUAACUUUUCAUUCCAAAAAACGGAUUUUCAACAUAGAAACAAUUCAUCUCAGACGUUAGAGCUUCAUCCGCCGGUUUCACAAACAUUUUUAAAUCUUAUCUUUGAUCCAUAUUGACCUUUGAUUUUCUGGGAUUUGAGAGAAACUUGUCACAGUCGGUUAAAAACUGGAUUCAUCAGUUCAAAGAGUAAAAGAGAAAAAGCUCUGAUAGAUUUAACAUUGACAUUCAAACAGGAAUGAAUCUGUUUGGUUCAUCGUGUUACACAAUGUGUUCUUCUGGUGAUUCAAUGUAUUUCAGGUCAAAUAUGUUUUUAUUUGUUAGACAGUGUGAAGUUGUUAAAGUUGAGCUGCAACCCAAUUAAGUAAUAGUUAAAACGUGAGUAAAAAAACACUGAUGUUAUUUCCAUCAUUAUCUUUAGUUUUAUCUUGUUAUUUGUAUUCAUGUGCUGCUCGGAUACUGAAACGUGUGUUUGUGGUCGUGUCAGUUUUAAAAAUGGAAUAAAUGUGGUUUGUGAAAAAUAAAGUGUUCUGAUCUUCAA
Hippoglossus stenolepis (Pacific halibut) is the source of this 2253-nucleotide messenger RNA. It is a transcript of the gene smim22, whose product is annotated as leucine rich repeat containing 2. The record is from RefSeq and is a predicted model, not a curated record. The transcript is spliced from 10 exons. The coding region runs from base 164 to 1327 and encodes 387 amino acids. Lineage: Eukaryota; Metazoa; Chordata; Actinopteri; Pleuronectiformes; Pleuronectidae. Gene Ontology annotation, molecular function: protein binding.